UUUUCCCUUUCAUCUUCCAUCACUAUGUCUAAGAAACAAUACGACGCCUCCAAGCUCCAAGCAUUUGGAAACGCAGCAGCGGGGCACGAUGGAGUCCUCUCCGACCCGACAGGCGCCGUCGUAGUCAAGCCCUGCACCCGUGCCGAAAUCGACUUCUACGAAUCCGUCAAUGCGAACCACCCAGAUCUCCUUCCGCACUUCCCCGCCUACAUGGGCGAGCUCGCCCUCACCUCCGACCAAGAUGCAGGGAAAGCUGCAGCAGAGUCCGGCUCCAUCACCACGGCCGAUGGGACCGUCGAGCGACUGCACGGCAAGAAACUCGACACGGAUUUGCACAUUGUGCUGGAGAACAUCACGCACGGUUUCAAGCAGCCUAACGUGCUGGAUCUGAAGCUGGGCAAGCAGCUAUGGGAUGAGAAGGCGAAACCGGAGAAGAGGGCACGACUAGAUGAGGUAGCUAAUAGCACUACAAGUGGAAGUUUGGGAUUUCGCAUUGCGGGGAUGCGAACUUGGAAGGGUGGGGCUGAUACUGUGCCUGAGGUUCCAUCCGAGCUAAAGGAGUAUACGGAGAGCAAAGGUGACGAUGGAUACUGGGUUUACAACAAGAUGUACGGGCGAAAGUUUUCAAAGGAAGAUAUUACGGAGGGCUUUGAAGCGUAUGUUCUACCGCAAGGCAGAUCGCUCGAGCAGUUGGCUCGCGCCCAGGAGAUUUUGGCAUUCUUCCUAGGAGAGGUGAAGGAUAUCAUUUCGGUGUUUGAGAAGAAGGAGUCGCGCAUGUAUUCUGCGUCGAUACUGCUGGUAUAUGAGGGCGACGUGGAGGAGUAUGCGAAGACGAAAAAGACGUUGCGGUCACUGAGCGCUGAAGAUGAAGAGGGUGAGGAUGAUGAUGAGGAUUUGCCCAAGUUAGCAGCCGUUAAGCUGAUCGACUUCGCGCACGCGACAUGGAGAGAUGGCGAAGGCAGCGACGAGAACGCGCUGAGGGGAAUGAGGAGCACAGCAGACAUUCUGAAAGAUCUGCUUGCCACAACAAACAAAGAGCUAGAGGCUGCAGAGGAGCAAUCCUGA
Messenger RNA from Periconia digitata, 1065 nucleotides. NCBI's taxonomy places the organism in Eukaryota, Fungi, Ascomycota, Dothideomycetes, Pleosporales, Periconiaceae. The record is from the annotation of a GenBank genome assembly.